UGCUGUUCCUUCUCUUCUCCGUCACUAGUUUCCACAGCGUCAUAACCCUCGCCUAUUUCUACAAUGUAUCUAUUUGAAACCCUAACUCUGAGCUAUAAUAAAGAACCCGAACCUAAAAAAUAAGACCAAUAAGCGCUUACAUUUUUUAUUACAAGCCAUAUUUACUUUGUCGCAACUUAUUUUCUUGGCGGGGAUGCGUAGUUGUUACAACUGAGCUAUAAUAAGAACGGUGACGUUAACUACCUGCUAGCUAGCAGUGGGAGCUGGGUCGAGUAAAUGCUACCGAGCAAGCUAAUGGCACUAACGUUUCAGGGGAAUGUCUACUAAAUAAAUAUUCGAACUCGUUAACUCUUCAGGUUAUCGAUAGCUAUAUCGUCUUUUAUUUUGUCUUGCCUGCACAGACGUCUAGCUAUCCGUUUCUGUUCAGACAGAGUUAAAUAGGCAGUUUUGGGAAACGAAGUUAGCCAGCCAGGUCACAGAAGUGCAGUGUUGUGGACCGACCCAAAAGAGAGUUUUCUCUGCCGUCCCCCAUCGGUUUCCGAGGAUGGUUCUGCUAAGGAGUGUCCCACCACCCACCGAGGGAGUCCGGCAUGAACAAGGCGAGACGACGGCGGUGUUGGACGGGAAGGGUCUCGGCACAGGGACUCUCUACGUUGCUGAAACGCGGUUGUCGUGGUUUGACGGGUCAGGGAUGGGCUUCUCUCUGGAGUACCCCACUAUCAGCCUUCACGCCAUCUCACGAGACCUCAGCGCCUACCCACAGGAACAUCUAUACGUCAUGGUCAAUGCAAAACUCAACGAUGAGAUGCAGGAGAAUGCCCAUGAUGAUGAGGAGGAUGAGGAUGAGGAAGAUGAUUGUGAGGGGAUCACAGAGAUCCGCUUCGUCCCUAGCGACAAGGCAGCAUUGGAGUCUAUGUUUUCAGCGAUGUGUGAGUGUCAGGCCCUGCACCCAGACCCAGAUGAUGAAGACUCCAACGGGGAUUUUGAUGGAGAUGAGUACGAUGUGGAGGAGGCAGAGGCAGAGCAUGGUCAGGGUGAUAUCCCGUCAUUCUGUACAUAUGAGGAGGGUGUGUCGGGGCUGAGGGCUGAAGGCCAGGCCACUCUACAGAGACUGGAGGGCAUGUUAGCUCAGUCUGUCGCAAACACCUUUCACAUGGCUGGGGUCCGCACUGAUGAGACCAAUGGAGAGUUUGACGAUGGGGUGGAGGUGGAUGCAGGGUCGACGGUGGCUGGACAGUUUGAAGAUGCAGACAUAGACCACUAAUGGAUCGCAGCCAGUCAAAGCACUUGUGGUACAUUGUGGGAUAGGAGAAUACAACCUCUCCACUUCCUGUCCCCAAGGCAUCAUUUUCCACACACAUAUAUAUUCCUCUCAUGUUUUGUACCUGAAGACCAGUUGUACUGAGUUUUCCCCAGCAGGGAGCAGUGUUGUCUUUGUAUGAAAUCUCUUCAAUAAAUAAAUAGUUUUUGUAUGAA
Molecule: messenger RNA, 1476 nt
Organism: Oncorhynchus kisutch (coho salmon)
Lineage: Eukaryota; Metazoa; Chordata; Actinopteri; Salmoniformes; Salmonidae
Product: chloride channel, nucleotide-sensitive, 1A
Exons: 8
Coding region: 545-1264 (239 amino acids)
Biological process (GO): spliceosomal snRNP assembly; mRNA cis splicing, via spliceosome; cell volume homeostasis
Cellular component (GO): spliceosomal complex; methylosome; pICln-Sm protein complex
Source: RefSeq, a predicted model, not a curated record